ACCGGUAAAUGCAACCGGAAAAGGGAAGAAAGCAGUCAGCUGACUUGACUUUAGUGUUUAGUUUUUGACAGUUGGCAGUUUAGUUCGUUUAUCAGCCGCGUUUCUGUUUUGUUUUUUUCCAUUGUCAGUUAAUAAAUAAAUAAAUAAAUAAUUAAAUAAUUAUGUUACGGCCGAAGGCGCUGACGCAGGUUCUCAGCCAGGCGAACACAAACGGAGUCCAGAGCACACUCUUGCUGAAUAAUGAAGGUUCGCUUCUGGCUUACUCUGGAUACGGCGACACUGACGCACGAGUGACAGCCGCCAUCGCCAGCAACAUCUGGGCGGCCUACGACAAGAACGGCCACCAAGCCUUCAACGAAGACAAGCUCAAGUUCAUACUCAUGGAUUGUAUGGAGGGAAGAGUGGCCAUUACUCGUGUUGCCAACCUGCUGCUGUGCAUGUACGCCAAAGAGACGGUGGGCUUUGGAAUGCUUAAAGCCAAGGCAGAAGCUCUGGUGCAGUAUCUGGAGGAACCAUUAACCCAAGUGGCAGCCUCAUAGUGGAUGUGACUGCCCGUGCCUCGGAAAAAAAGCAUCGUAUGAUCCAGGUCAUCCAUGGACUACUGUAACAAUCUGUGUACAUGCAUAUAUAUCUAUGAGUGAGUGAGUGAAUGAAUGUGUGUGUGCUGCAGGAGUGUAUUUAUAAUCAUGGUGUUGAAAUUAUAGUAAUAACUUGUAUGGGUUUUUAACUCUUUGCCCUCUGUUGCGACUCUGUUCAUCUAAUGGUCUGGAAGUUCCACAUAAUUUGUCAGUCAGAACUCGUAAGUGAGAUGAUUCCAUUAUCAGCCACGGUCCCACGUUUUGAUUCAUUCAUUCAUUCGCAAUUUUAGUUCAUUCCGAGAACUGUUAAGCAGAAAAUUUCAUAUCAGAAGAAGACUAAAGAUGCAUACAGAAACAUGUCUGAUAAAAUGCAGUAAAGAUUUGCUACGUUUUGUUUUAAAGCUGUCAAAUAAACAAUUUUUGGACACAG
Messenger RNA from Larimichthys crocea (large yellow croaker), 1008 nucleotides. It is a transcript of the gene lamtor2, whose product is annotated as late endosomal/lysosomal adaptor, MAPK and MTOR activator 2. The coding region runs from base 162 to 539 and encodes 125 amino acids. The record is from RefSeq and is a predicted model, not a curated record. Gene Ontology annotation, molecular function: guanyl-nucleotide exchange factor activity; molecular adaptor activity. Gene Ontology annotation, biological process: positive regulation of TOR signaling. NCBI's taxonomy places the organism in Eukaryota, Metazoa, Chordata, Actinopteri, Sciaenidae. The transcript has 4 exons.